AUGAAACUAACCUCGCUCUCGUUACUCGCUUUUACGGCCCUUGGUGAAUCCUUAGCCGCUCCUGUCCUUAAUUCCAAUUCUUCGAUUGAACUUGAAACUUCUUUAGCGGAGCAAUUCGUUUCAUGGCCUGAACCAACCUUCCCAAAACUUUACCACACUUGCAACACUACUAACACAAGAAUGUUGAAUUCUGCUUUCAAAGACUCUGUUGAAGCUACUGCCGUUGCUAAGAGGAGGCUUCUUAAAUUUGGUGUCGAUGACGCCUACUACAAAAGGUGGUUCGGAGACGGAAGUAUCUUCAGCGUCAUGGGUGUUUUAGAUCAUUUGAUUGAAUCUUCUAAAGAAGGCGUUUUGUUUAGAUGUGAUGACAUCGAUGGCCUAUGUGCCGAGAAUCCUGACUACUACGCAGGUCAUCACCGUGAGUCUGCUCCUUCGGAGACUGUGAUCUGUGAUUAUUACUACAGGUCGAAGAGACCAUUGUCUACGGUUUGUUUUGAUGGUACUAUCACAGAUGUCGGCCCAACGCAUUACGCUGGUAUCGAUUUAUUACACCGUUACUUGCAUGUGCCAAGUAUGAACUUGGAUUUCGUCGGUGAAUUUGCUGAAGAUUUAGAAGAGAUUUUGGAGUAUGCAGAAAGUAACUCGACCUACGCUGUGAGAAAUGCGGAUAGCUACUUAUACUAUAUCGCUGAUGUUUACACCUCUUCAGUGGUCCCUGGUGGAUGUCUUGGUGACAUUUAA
Torulaspora delbrueckii is the source of this 741-nucleotide messenger RNA. RefSeq lists its product as uncharacterized. The transcript has a single exon. Gene Ontology annotation, cellular component: fungal-type cell wall; extracellular region; cell surface. Lineage: Eukaryota; Fungi; Ascomycota; Saccharomycetes; Saccharomycetales; Saccharomycetaceae. The record is from RefSeq and is a predicted model, not a curated record. Gene Ontology annotation, molecular function: integrin binding; zinc ion binding; metallopeptidase activity. Bases 1 to 741 code for a protein of 246 amino acids.